This is a messenger RNA of Eutrema salsugineum, 1089 nucleotides long. RefSeq lists its product as uncharacterized. The record is from RefSeq and is a predicted model, not a curated record. The transcript has a single exon. Gene Ontology annotation, molecular function: nucleic acid binding; zinc ion binding. The coding region runs from base 1 to 1089 and encodes 362 amino acids. NCBI's taxonomy places the organism in Eukaryota, Viridiplantae, Streptophyta, Magnoliopsida, Brassicales, Brassicaceae.
AUGGAGAAAAAUGAAUCCGUUGGAAGCUUCACCACGAAACUGAGUACUCUUGCCAAUGAAGCUGCUGUCCUUGGAAGGAAAUACAAAGACAAGAAACUGGUCAAAAAACUGCUAAGGUGUCUUCCGCCAAAGUUCGCCGCCCAUAAAGCCGUUGUUAAGUACUCAAUGGACACUGAUGACAUGAAGUUUGACACUCUGGUGGGUAUGCUUAAGGCAGAAGAGCUGAAAGCAACUGCUGAUGAAACAGCCAAGCAAAAAAACAUUGCAUUUGCAGAUGCAACGGAAAACAAAAGAGUCAAUCAAGUUGAGGAAAAUCUGAGUCUUCUAGCCAGGAACUUCAACAAAAUAUUGAAGAGGGUUGAGAAGGGUCAGAACAAGAACAUCAGAGGCCAAAGAAAUGACUUUGAGAGGAAUAACUUCCGAAGUACUCGCACCGAUGGUGCGCGUUCUGGAAAGAAGAAAGAUUUGCAGUGUUAUGAAUGUGAGGGAUAUGGACACUUCAGGAGUGAGUGUCCUCUGGCUAAGCAAAAGGAGCUGAAAUGCAUAGAGUGCAAGGAGUUUGGCCACACACGAAACGAGUGUCCAACUGUUCUGAAAUCUCGGGACAAAUCCUUAGUUGCCUUAGGAGAAUCUGAGUCUGGAAGUGAUGAAGACGAUGAGGAAGAAGAUUUGAUGCUGAAUUUUGUUGCUUUUGUGGCUGAUGAAAAAGAACAGGCUGAAAAGGAACCCGAAGAAGUCGCUGGAUCUGACAGUGAAGAUGAGGAUGGUGACUUUGAUGCAAAAGUUGAAUACAGGAAACUCUAUGAGAACUGGGUUCAACUGAGUCAGGAAAAUCUUCAGUUGGUUAAAGAUAAAGCCUUAAUGAAGGCUCAAAUUAACAUUUUGGAGAUGGAAAAAGAUCCAGUGGAAGAAGUCCUUGAAAAGUUGGAGGAUCUCAAGGAUGGAAAGCUUAAUUCAGAUGCUCUUGAAGUUGAGAGGAAGAGGAACAUAGAACUCGAAAGUAAACUCGAGAACUUGAGAGAAGUGUGUAGGUUGGAGAAGGACAAGUGCAUAACUCUUCAAGCACAAGAACUUGAGAGAAGUGUGUAG